AUGUGGCUUGCUGUUCUGUUUGGCACUUUCUUAACGUGGAUUUUCUGUUUUAUUUGGACGAACACAAGAGACGAUUGGAUAUCAAGGAAGGAGAUGAAGGAAGAAAGCGAAAUCUCCGCCGCGGAUAAGGCUCUUCAAGCAGUUGCAAACAUGGUGGAGAACGCGCUCGAAUGGACGAUUCAAGGAGUCGGAAACAUUUCGGCAAUCGAUAGUAUCGAUUCUGCCGAGAGAGCCUCUUGUGGAUGCUUGUCGAAAAGCAAAGCGAAGCUACCAUACGAUGUAGACAAAGUUAGAAGACUGGCUUACGUCAUUAAUAUCGAUCAUGGUCUUCGACAAGUCCAGAGAAAGGUGGUAACGCUUGAUGUGGUCAACUUCAACUUGGCUCAUAAUUAUGUGCUAUACGACGAUUGGAUUGGAGAUUUAGUGAACAUAACAAAUGAUAUCACGAUGAUUUAUAAUGGCCAUCGGUUGACGGCUUGUGACAACGGAUCCCUCGCUUUGAUCAAAAAAGAUCGAUCUGAUGAGCAGAAGAGCUGUAUUCCUGGUGAAGUUGUACAGAUGUUGGUCUCAGAUGUCUUAUCAUCACACGUUAAAUGGGAAAAAGAGAUGCCUUUCAAACUGAGAAGACUUUCCCGCAACAAAAGCGCUUUUUAUGGAGGUGACUCGAUUACGUGCCUGGUUGAAAAGCCAGUGACUGUGGAAGUCAGGUGGCUGAUGUCUCCAUCUUCAGUAGAGCAUCCUCCAAAGAACAUUGAAAAAUCUGAUUUCAACAAGUUUACAAAGGUUGAUCUUUCUGCCAACCUACGCAUAGCGGCGGAUGAUCGCGUGCGCGUAAAGACAACUGAUGAGGACGAGGCAAUUACUCUUACCGAAUAUAACAAGUACCUUGACGAUCAGUAUGGCAACAAAUUCGAGCAAAAAGUGAAACCUGGUAAUGCUUCUGUCGCUCUUAAAUCUUCAACCAGUUCAAUUGUUAAAGCGUUCAUAAAGCAGCCUCACCGCCAGGAGAUGAAGGUGCGCCACCAGAAAAGAAUGCAAAAGUUGGAUGCGCUGAAAUCCUUACUU
Molecule: messenger RNA, 1065 nt
Organism: Mesorhabditis belari
Lineage: Eukaryota; Metazoa; Nematoda; Chromadorea; Rhabditida; Rhabditidae
Source: the annotation of a GenBank genome assembly